This is a messenger RNA of Debaryomyces hansenii CBS767, 453 nucleotides long. RefSeq lists its product as uncharacterized. The record is from RefSeq and is a predicted model, not a curated record. The coding region runs from base 1 to 453 and encodes 150 amino acids. Lineage: Eukaryota; Fungi; Ascomycota; Pichiomycetes; Serinales; Debaryomycetaceae. The transcript has a single exon.
AUGAGCCGGGUUCGCAAAGUGGACCGACACAUACUCGAUGAUUCGAGUUAUCUUGAUAUUGACGAUCAGGAGGAAUUGCUUCGCCAGUUUUCGAAGGGAAACCAGGGGUUCUACAAGAUGUACAGUCGGGUGUUGAUGAUAUUUGAGGUGGUGCAGGUUAUAGUGGUGAUGGUAUUGAAUAAGGUGUCGCCGAUACCGAUGAUGAGUGCGGUAUUGGCGUCGAUUAUCCUUUCGCUCGUCGAGUUGACGGAGUUUGAGUAUCGGUGGGCGGUUAGAGGGACCAAUGUGGUGGUGGUGUUGUUGUUAUUGUACCAUGUUGACUGGGAGCAUUUGGUAUAUGUACUUCCGGCUAUCAACUUGGGAUGCAACUACUAUUUGACAAGGUCGCACCGGUAUUUGGCGCGCGAUAUAGGGGGAUUGGACGGGUUGAAGUACAAGUUCAAGAGUGUAUAG